AGCGCAUUCGCUGCCUCUGGACGCCCUGCGCUCUCUUUCGGAUAUGGCUCUCCUAGCUUUCGUUACCCUCGCUCUCGCUGCCGUCAACCAUGUUGCGGGCCAAAUAGACGAUCCUGCGUCUUUGGUCAACAUGUUCAUCGGCACUACUGCGGGAGGUCACGUCUUCCCAGGAGCAACCCUCCCCCAUGGACUCGCUAAACCCGGCAUGGACACCGAUUCUCCCGGAAAUCAAGCUGGCUAUGAUCGCGAUCCCCAAUUCAAUGUCGUAGGAUUCUCGCAGUUGCACGACCAGGGAACCGGUGGUGCGGCCUCGUUGUCCAACUUCAAAUUGUUUCCGAUCGCUUCCUGCAACAGCUUCGAGGAAUGCCAAACGUCUGAAAACGGACGCAAGGUCCUUCGCAAAGUACUGAGCAAUGGCCUCCCCGACGACAGCGCAUCGCCAGGAUAUUUCUCCACCAAUCUCACAACGGGCAUUCGCGUGGAGCUCACCGCUACACGCCGAACCGCUCUUCAUCGCUACACUUUUCCGGCCAGUGUGACCCAGCCGCGCAUGGUAGUUGACAUCUCCAACGACGGACUCCAGAGCAGCACUAUUCCUAUCAUGACGCUCGACCCCAACACCUCGCGUGUUGUCGGUGGAGCGGAAUUCCAAGCCAGCUUUGGUCCGGGACGCUAUAGCGCCUUCACAUGCGUGGACUUCAAAGGAGACGGUUUUGACCUCGGGCCUCCUACGGAGUUCGGGACGUGGUUGUCAAACGGCCCCAUACUAGGCAUGACGAACAUCAGGCAGCAGUAUCGCGGUUUCAGGGACGAACUCGGCGCUUUGUUCACCUUUUCCCGUCCGGCUGGUUCUGAUCCCAUGACCGUGCUCGCACGCGUCGGCGUGUCCUUCAUCUCCACUGACCAGGCCUGCGCCAACGCGGAAUCCGAGAUCCCGGACUUUGACUUCGAUAGCGUCAGCACAGCCGCGCGCGCGGCAUGGAAUGAUAUACUUGGUCGCAUACAAGUAAAUACUACAGGAGUUGCAGACAACAUUACGUCUCUGUUCUAUUCGUCCCUGUACCGGACCCAUGUCGUUCCCGCUGACUACACGGACGAAAAUCCGCGCUGGACAUCGACCGAACCGUACUACGAUUCCUUCUACUGCAAUUGGGACACAUUCCGUUCAUUGUUCCCUUUAAUGUCUCUGCACGACCCUGUCAACUUCGCCCGGAUUGUGAGAGGGAUGAUUAACAUUCAGCAGCAUGAAGGAUGGCUUCCUGAGUGUCGUGGAGCAACCGUUCAGCAGUGGAUUCAAGGCGGCAGCAAUGGUGAUCCGAUCGUUGCCGAACUUUUCGUGAAGUACCCGAACCACCUGGACGCACUCAAUGUCUCUGGGGACGCUCUAUACGCAUCACUCCUGGCGGACGCCGAAGAUCAACCUCCGGACUGGGAUUUGCAGGGCCGACAGGUCAACAUUUGGAAGUCGCUGGGCUACAUCCCAUCGGACGUCACCGAGCCUAGCGGCACGAACUCCAAGCAGGUCUCCCGCACGUUGGAAUACGCAUUCAAUGACUUCAGCAUAUCCCAAGUUGCUAAACUCAUGAACAAGUCGUCAGACGGGACCAAGUACGCCCAACGCGCCGGAAACUUCGAUAACGUCUGGAAUCCAAGCAUUACCGUCCCCGGUGCUCCCUCGACGGUGAAGGGCAUGGUGCAGCCUCGCUUUGCCAAUGGCACGUUCAACUUCACGGAUCCGAGGCAUUGCAGUGUCAACGAUCCUCUUCACGCGACAUGUUUUUUGAAUGCACAAAACCACGACGGUUUUUACGAGAGUUCGCCUAUAGUGUAUUCGCAGUUUGUACCCCAGGAUACCGCCAAGCUCAUCGAACUGCAGGGAGGGCCGGACGAUUUCAUCUCAAGACUCGACUUCAUCUUCAAUCAGAGCUACUUUGAUGUCACUGACGAAAUUUCGCAACAAAUCCCGUACCAAUACCAUUACGCAAAUCGCCCCGGCCUCAGCACGCAAAGAUCGAGACAAAUCAUCGCGCAGUCGUUCAACACAUCCGACAAUGGUCUACCGGGAAAUGAUGAUUCUGGUGCUAUGGGAAGCUUUGCCGCGUUUUUCCUCGCAGGAAUGUAUCCUGUACCUGCUACGCGCCAGUAUCUCCUGUCCUCGCCGUACUUCCCCAAGAUCUCAUUCUUCAACCCUCUUUUCAACACCACGACGACCAUAAUAAGCACCAAUUUCGAAGGAAACCCUGCCGACGGCGUUGGAGGCAAGGUCUUCGUAAAGAAUGUUACAAUCGAUGGAACACCGUGGAAGAGUAACUGCUUCAUCGAGUGGGAUGCCUUUGAGCAAGGUGCUACAAUCGAGUUGGAGCUCACAACGGAUAUCACGCAAGGGUGUGGGCCGACCGCUGACGCCUUGCCACCAUCACUCAGCACAGGUGGCUUCGAUUAGAAGCGAUAUCAAUGUCACAUUUACC
Messenger RNA from Punctularia strigosozonata HHB-11173 SS5, 2468 nucleotides. RefSeq names its product glycoside hydrolase family 92 protein. Gene Ontology annotation, biological process: glycoprotein catabolic process; protein deglycosylation; carbohydrate metabolic process. Lineage: Eukaryota; Fungi; Basidiomycota; Agaricomycetes; Corticiales; Punctulariaceae. The record is from RefSeq and is a predicted model, not a curated record. The transcript has 24 exons. The coding region runs from base 44 to 2443 and encodes 799 amino acids. Gene Ontology annotation, molecular function: peptide-N4-(N-acetyl-beta-glucosaminyl)asparagine amidase activity; carbohydrate binding. Gene Ontology annotation, cellular component: nucleus; cytosol.